Cydia fagiglandana is the source of this 1978-nucleotide messenger RNA. RefSeq names its product E3 ubiquitin-protein ligase rnf146-like (gene Rnf146). Bases 147 to 848 code for a protein of 233 amino acids. The transcript is spliced from 6 exons. The record is from RefSeq and is a predicted model, not a curated record. Gene Ontology annotation, molecular function: ubiquitin protein ligase activity; poly-ADP-D-ribose binding; zinc ion binding. NCBI's taxonomy places the organism in Eukaryota, Metazoa, Arthropoda, Insecta, Lepidoptera, Tortricidae. Gene Ontology annotation, biological process: Wnt signaling pathway; ubiquitin-dependent protein catabolic process. Gene Ontology annotation, cellular component: cytoplasm; nucleus.
UUUGACUAUAGGCGACCCAGCUUUUGAAGAAAGUUGCUAUUAAAUAUUUGUCAUAUUAGUGUGAUUUCAAAGCAAUAUUACCGUAACGCGUGAUGGGUUAUUGAUUUGCCUAUUAUUGUUAUUUAAAUGUGUCAUAAGUUAACGCAAUGAGUAAUGACCCGCAAGUUGCAGAGCAAGAUUGCGCAGUUUGCUUACAAAAAUGCCAUCAUCCUACCCAGCUUCCUUGUGGGCACAUCUUUUGUUUUCUUUGUGUAAAGGGAGUUGCAAUUCAGAGUAAAAAAUGUGCUAUGUGCAGAGCAGAAAUCCCACCUGAUUAUUUGGACCACCCAGUACUCUUAGAGAAAGCUUCCCCUCAAUCUAGUUCUGAGGAAGUAAAUGAAGGCUACCAAUGGUAUUAUGAAGGAAGGAAUGGGUGGUGGAAAUAUGAUGAGAGGAGUAAUAUUGAGUUAGAAAAUGCAUAUAAUGCUGGAAGCCCCGAGUGUACAUUACUACUAGCUGGAGCUGUGUACAGAAUAAACUUUCAAAAUAUGGUACAGAUGCGACAGAAUGAUAGGACCAGGAGACGCAGAGUUCAGAGAGACACCCCUGCACUGCCAGCCAAAGGUAUUGCUGGUAUAAAGAUUGAUAAUCCCAGUAAUGAAGCUAAGAAUGAAUCUGACGCUUCAAACACUAUUGAUCUAACCAGCAAUGACAACAGUAAUGAUGCUGAACCAGUGGAGAUAGUAGAUAGUGAUGAUGGUGAAGUCAGUGAGGUCACUUCUCAAGAUAAUGAAGUCAAUGAAUUAGUUCACAGAACCAGUGCUAUCAACUUGUUGGAUCCCACCAGGCAUUCAAAUGAGGACACAUGAUUUAAGACAUGGUUAUUAACUUUUAAAGGUAUUGGUCCUAAAUAAUACAGUAGAAUCCACUUAUUAUGAUUGGUUAAAAUUAUCUCCUGCAUAAUAUGCCAGUCCCUGCAAUGCAACUUGAGCAAUCUGUAUGUACCAUUUGUAAUUUUUGUGGCCUCCCUUUAUAAGACUUUUCUUAAACAGGUUUUACUGUUAUUUUAGUAGACUGCUUAGAGCAAGAGUCUCCAAAUAUGCCAUUUUAAUAAAUUUACCUAAAACUAAAUUGCAAAACGUAAUUCAAGACCAAAGUUGCCACUGCAAUAAUUUGUUUGUAAAAUAGUAAAUUCCUUUUGAUAAAUAAUCAUGCUAAGAUAAUUUAUUUAUUAGUAAUUUUACUCCUACAAUUUAAAAAAAGUACUUAUCUUUACUUAUAGUUCGUUUUUUUUAGCAUUAGAAAUAACUCCACAGAAGGAAGCGUGCAGUUUUUAUCAGGCUCUUUAAUUGUUAAUAAUUAUUGAAUUAUCUAAUGUAGCAUGGUCAAUACAUAUAAUUUACUUCAAAUUAUUACUGCUAAAAGUGCCGGAUCUGUAACCACAAGCUUACUUCUGUGAAGUUCUUUCUAAUGCUAAAAAAACGGACUGUAAAUACAAGACGCGCUAUUAAAAAGUGGCAACAUUGUUUACUUUUUUUGGUCUUGAAUUACGUUUUGCAGUAUAGGCUUUUGUGUCUGCUGUUGCUGUCCUAGGCUAAGCUCUUGUUUGGCCACUUUCUUUCUGCAGGCUGGACUUUGUAUGUAGGCCAGUUUGAUUUGGAGACCUCUGGUUUAGAGCUAGGCAAGCAUGUCAAUAUACACAUUAUACAUUUUUGUAUAAAACACUUACAUACCUCUGAUACCUCCACAGAACAAAUACUAACAUGUAACACAGCAGAAGACUUAAGUAAAUUUCAAUUCACAUAUAACAUUGGUAUAGCAAGCUGCAAGAAGUGUUAUAAAUAAAUCUGUUUUCUUUUUAACCUGGAAAAUUUCUGUAGUCAUAAAAUUGUUAUUUUAUGUAGUUAUAAACAUACAUGGGUUACAUAAACCAACAUUGUUAUUUUUUUUAUAUUUAAGAUGUAAAAUUUAAAUAAAUAUACUUAUAUGUAGAUUUAUA